CUAACUUCAGUCUGACGGAUUAUCUGUUUUGCUGUGAUUUGAUGGCUAGUGGGAAGCGACAGGACUUCGCCGCACCACAUUAGACCAUUGUGUUUCUUCAUUGUCCACGAGAUACAUCAAACAUACGUUUAUUUGUGCGGCGUUGUCACGAAGAUGUACAUUUGUUCGUCUCGGUCGGAAGAACUUUAGGAAAGGAUUUUCCCCCAGAACGUCACCAGCAAGACUCCCACGUUUGUUUUCUGUGCUAUCAUACUCGGGCCGGGUUGGUCCGAAGACAGAGGCGACAAAGAAGUGUUUUUUCCAGAGCUGCAUGGCUGUCAGUUUGUGCUGGGGCUCUCGAACUGGACGCUAAAGGCUAUGCGUGUCGCGCCAGGCCGAGCCGAGGGCGGAUAGGCGAUGCCAACCGGCUAACAUCGCUAACCCAAGCGAGGUUUACCUUCUGGGCGCGUAUUGUUUAGGACAUUUCUCGACCUUUUCUCCUUCUGAUUUAAAAAAAAAACACACAUCUAGUUGGCCUCCUACGACCAAGACAAAAUGAGACGAGUCUAGUCAGUAAACCAGCUCUUGUUGUCGCUGCAAUGUCGCAGAAGCUUGGAGCACACAAGUUGGCAAUGGAGGGGAACGUGCAGCAAAAAAGCACUCCGCUAACUCGGGAGCUUACGCGGAUUUUCAGCAGUUACAAUAAACACUCCGUUCUGCUCAAGAAGAACCUCAAAGAGACCAAUACCUUCUUCCGGGAAAUCAGACAGAACUACAGCAAUGCGUGUGCAUCAGCCAUGAGCUCGGAGUCAGCUUCCCUGGAGGCAGGACAAUUGAGCUGUAUUGCUUUUCCCAGUCAUGAAGAAGAGUUCCUACGCAACACUGUGGGUGCUGCCCCAUACAUUUUGGUACUGGGCCAGAAUUGCACUGCCCGCUACCAGCUGCUCAACUGUUUGCUGGGAGAGAGACUGCUGCCGCUGGGUCCCGAGGCCGGCGAGGCUUGCGGAGGCGUCCAGGGCACUGCGUGCAAAAGACGUAAGUUAUGUUUCACCCACGGGAGACAGACACGACUCAGUCUGGCCCUGCCUGGCCAGUAUGAACUGGUGCACCAGUUGGCGGCGAACCGUGGCCGUUGGGAUACGGUGCCCCGUGAAGACUUGGAGAUCCACGAGGAAUGUGAAGACCCAGCACACAGGCUCGCUGAGCUGGAGAUCACCCUGCAUCACCCUUUACUUCAGGAGGCAAAAGUCAUGGUGGUGCCCUGUGCGAGUGUCCAACCCAUGGAGGAGGCCUUAGAAGACUGCACUCGAAAUGUCAUCCCGAUUAUACUGUAUGCCAUCAAGGAGGACUCCUUAAACACGGAGCAAGUGGCUGAGCUCUGGAAGGUCAAAGAGUUGCUGUCCUUUCCCAUCUGUUUUAUCCGCCUCCCUGACACGAUGCCCGCAGCAUCGCCGGAGCCCAGUCGCCGCACAGAGAAGGAAAAGGAGCGUGAGAAGAGCGCCCUCCAUAAGCAGCUGUUGUCCCUCGGCUUCCUAAGUAGCCUAGCAGGAAAUUGCUCCUGCGGCGCCCCGACGCAGAUGCCUACCCCAGGUGCCAAGCCUCAAAGCAUGCUGGGUGAGGCUUUUGAUAGACUGCACAGGAUUCUGGUGCCUUUUACACGCCAGGUGCUUCAAAACCAACAGGUGGAAGCUGCCAGCCUGCUCAACGGUCUCCACUGCCGGUGCCUUGAUCUUUUCAUCAACCAGGCUUUUGACAUGCAGAGAGAUCUGCAGAUAACCCCCCGCAGGCUGGAGUACACCCGUGAGAAAGAAGGGGAAUUGUUCACCUCGCUCAUGGCCAUCGCUAACCGCAAACAGGAGGAGAUGAAGGAAAUGAUUGUGGAGACACUUGGCAGCAUGAAAGAGCAGUUGCUGGAGGAUGCUGCUAACUUGGAGUUCAUGGAUGUAAUUGUGACAACCAAUGGUGAGCCGGUUACAUCAAAGGAGAUCAAAUCUUGCAUCCACCAAAUCCAAGAGCUGAUAGUGUUGCGCCUGAAUCAGGCCGUGGCCAACAAGCUCAUCAGUUCUGUGGACUAUUUGAGAGAAAGUUUCGUCGGAACACUGGAGCGAUGCCUCAGCAGUUUGGAGAAAUCCCACAUCGACUCGUCGGUACACAAUAUCACCUCCAAUCACCUGAAACAGUUGUUAAACGCCGCCUACCACGUUGAGGUCACCUUUCAUUCGGGAUCCUCUGUCACGCGACUCGUUUGGGAGCAAAUCAAACAGAUCAUCCACAGGAUAACGUUCGUGAACCCACCUGCUAUCUCGCACGAAUGGAAACGCAAAGUGGCCCAAGAUGCCAUUGAAAGUCUCAGCGCUGCCAAACUAGCCCGAAGCAUCUGUUCUCAGUUCCGAACCCGACUCAACAGCUCUCACGAGGCUUUUGCGGCAUCCCUGCGUCAGCUGGAGGAAGGCCAUACGGGGCGACUGGAGCGCACCGAGGACUUGUGGCUGCGCGUGAGAAAGGACCACGCCCCUCGACUGGCCCGCCUUUCACUGGAAAGCCGCUCCCUCCGAGACGUGCUGCUGCAUGGUAAACCGAAGAUAGGACGGGAGUUGGGCCGUGGCCAAUACGGAGUUGUUUAUCUUUGCGACAGUUGGGGCGGGCGCUAUCCAUGUGCCCUAAAAUCUGUGGUACCACCGGAUGAUAAACACUGGAACGAUUUGGCUUUGGAGUUUCACUAUACGCGGUCACUGCCCAAACAUGAGCGGCUCGUCGACUUGCACGGCUCCGUUAUUGACCACACCUAUGGCGAAGGCUCCAGUAUUGCCGUGCUGCUUAUCAUGGAGCGACUUCAUAGAGACCUCUACACUGGCCUCAAGGCUGGCUUGUCACUGAGGGAGAGGCUACAGAUCGCUCUGGAUGUGGUGGAGGGAAUCCGCUUCCUGCACAGUCAGGGCCUCUUACACAGAGACAUAAAGCUAAAAAAUGUUCUGCUGGACAAGCAGAACCGUGCCAAGAUUACCGACUUGGGCUUCUGCAAACCAGAGGCCAUGAUGUCUGGCAGUAUUGUCGGAACCCCUAUCCACAUGGCCCCUGAGCUGUUUACAGGAAAGUAUGACAAUUCUGUGGACGUCUACGCCUUUGGGAUCCUUUUCUGGUACCUGUGUACUGGUUCCGUUAAACUUCCAGAAGCCUUUGAAAAAUGCUCCAGCAAGGACCAACUCUGGAAUAAUGUUAAAAAAGGGGCCCGACCCGAACGCCUGUCCACCUUCGAUGAGGAGUGCUGGCAGUUGAUGGAGGCCUGCUGGAACGGCGACCCUUCCCAGAGGCCCCUGCUCGGUAUCGUGGAGCCCGGCCUGCAAAGCAUCAUGGUCCGCCUCUGCAGCUAUGACUCAGAGCAAAAAAGCAGCAGUCUGGAGGACUCGAACUGAAAACACUCCCGUCAAACUAACACGCACGUCACGCGCAUCGUGGCCGCCAAAAGUAUUUGUGUCGUAUUUAUGAAAGGAUGCUCGAUGGACACACUUUGUGACCAAUGACGUUGUCCCUCUCAUUCACAUGUGGGUAAUUUAUGACGGGGCCACAGAUGUUUGUUUUAUUGUUUAUUUGUAUAGAAGUCCUCCACUUUGACAUGCUAACUUCCACUCAUUCAGAGAAAAUGUUACUAGAUGCAACUUUUAAAUGUCUGUCCGUUACAAGUACGUAUUGUGUGCAAAAAAAGGUAAAAGAUACAUUUUAGAUUGUAUUUAAUGUCUGCAUCUACACCAACACCUUUUUUUUUUUUAAAUAAAAGGAUCUGUUACAACAAUUUGUGGCAUUGAAAUAUUUUUACGGCACUUCUGUCAUGAGACA
Corythoichthys intestinalis (scribbled pipefish) is the source of this 3813-nucleotide messenger RNA. RefSeq names its product dual serine/threonine and tyrosine protein kinase (gene dstyk). The coding region runs from base 579 to 3392 and encodes 937 amino acids. Gene Ontology annotation, molecular function: protein kinase activity; ATP binding. Gene Ontology annotation, cellular component: cytoplasm. Gene Ontology annotation, biological process: positive regulation of ERK1 and ERK2 cascade; positive regulation of fibroblast growth factor receptor signaling pathway; protein phosphorylation. The transcript has 14 exons. The record is from RefSeq and is a predicted model, not a curated record. Lineage: Eukaryota; Metazoa; Chordata; Actinopteri; Syngnathiformes; Syngnathidae.